ACAAUUUUAAUGUUAAUAAAUUAUUAUCAAUUAUGAGAUAAUAUAGUAAAAUUUGAUUAAAAUAAAAUAGAGGGUUUAUAAAAUAGUUGGGGGGGAAAAACAGCAACUGUAGUCGGAUGGGUGCUUGGUUUUCCUGUCCAUUUGCUAAAUGUAGUGAUAUUGAAACUGGCUUAGAGGCAGUCAUUGUCAAAUCCAUUAAUUUUGGAGAUGAUGAGGAGAAAACACCUGUACGAUCUGUUAGUUUCAAGGGUCGAGAUUCAGAGCCCACCAUACUGAAAUCCUUAGGUUUGGGAAGGAUGAUAUUUGAAGGAUCUGUUAGCUUUAAAGGAAGGGAAUUGGAGAGGAUGCACUCAACAAAGUCUACUUCCUCAGAUAAAGAAAACAAUGUGCAAUUUGAAGCAGUUAGCCCAAAGUGCCUGGUAAUUGAUGCUCAAUCCCCAAAAUCAGAUGGUUCAGAAGGGUCUAUCCAACAAUUGCUAGUUUUGGAUCUAAGCAAUCCAAAACAUGAGGUAGCAAUAAAAUUGCCAAAAGUGUACAAGAGUUUUCGAACAAGGAGAACGUUAGCAGAUUGUGCGGUUCUCAUUGAGCAGAGCUGGUGGAAGCUCUUGGAUUUUGCUGAACUCAAGCGGAGUUCUAUAUCAUUCUUUGACAUAGAGAAACAUGAAACUGCUGUUUCACGUUGGUCAAGAGCAAGAACCAGAGCUGCCAAGGUGGGAAAAGGUUUAUGAAAGAAUGGUAAAGCUCAGAAGCUUGCCUUGCAGCAUUUGCUUGAGGCGAUUGACCCACGACAUCGAUAUGGACAUAAUUUACACUUUUAUGAUGACAAAUGGCUUAAUUCUCGGAGUGAAGAACCCUUCUUCUACUGGUAAGUUCUUUAACCAAAAGCUUUGAGCUGGACUAGUUCAAAAUCUGAUUCCUGGAUCAAGAAACUUGAAUUGGAAAUAAAUCAAGAAGUUUACG
Messenger RNA from Rubroshorea leprosula, 960 nucleotides. The record is from the annotation of a GenBank genome assembly. NCBI's taxonomy places the organism in Eukaryota, Viridiplantae, Streptophyta, Magnoliopsida, Malvales, Dipterocarpaceae.